GAGCAAGCUACUCUUCGUUUCAGUUGAGCCUAACAUCAUUCUGGAUUCUAAUAGUAUCCCGUCCUACCAAUUCUCUUUACUAAGUGACUUUUGUCUUCAAUGUUCGACAACAACAGCAACGUAGCGAUCUCUGUUUUGGACGAGGAAUCGGACGACCAUGGUCGGAUGCGGGCCCGUGCACGACGGAAGCGUAAGAAACUCCUGCACAGAGGCGAGAACGGGUUCGCUCUACGACUGCUCAGGAAGCUACUGAAAUACUGGAUGCUGCUCAUCAUUAUUCCAGUUGUGGGUUUCCUAGUAUUCGAGGCUUUCAUAAUAGGCACGAAACCUAGCUUGAUGGUGAGCUCCCAGCGUGGUACGCCGAAUGAACCGUCUCAAUUUAGCUUGGAAUUUAACAAAGUUGAUCAAGCUACACCCACAUUGGGGAAAGAUCCGAAGAGCAAUUUGAAUCGGCUUGAUCCUACUACACGUGUUAUUGGCGGUGUCCGACAGCGUUGCUUGAAGCUCCUACCACCUGAAGAACUCGAACAUUUGGAUAUUCCUGCGGGAAAAGAAUCCAGAGGCCCUGUUAAGAAAGUUUUAUACAUAUCAGAGAGUGACACAUCUUUUGCAGGAGGGAAUACUGCCUUGUCUCAACAGCAUCCAGAAGUUACAAGAUUUAAUUUAUUUACUGGAAAUCAAACACUUCAUGAAAGGGAGAGUAGUUUUGAGGUGAAAGAAACGAUGAUGUUACAUUGUGGGUUCUACAGUUCAGCUGGAGGGUUUAAGAUAACUGAUAAAGAUCAAAGUUACAUGAAUGCUUGCAAAGCUGUAGUGUCUACUUGUGCAUUUGGUGGUGGAGAUGAUCUAUAUCAGCCCAUUGGUAUGUCAGGUGCAUCACUUAAAAAGGUCUGCUAUGUAGCAUUCUGGGAUGAAAUCACUGUAAGAGCACAAGAAUCAGUGGGCCACAGAAUUGAAGAAAAUGGAUUUAUUGGCAAAUGGCGUGUUGUAGUUGUUAGGGAUCUUCCUUUUUCUGAUCAGAGAUUGAAUGGUAAAGUCCCCAAGAUGCUAAGCCAUCGCCUAUUUCCUCAAGCUGAAUACUCUAUUUGGGUAGAUUCCAAGUCCCAGUUCAGGAGGGACCCCUUGGGCGUGCUAGAAGCGCUUCUUUGGCGCUCAAAUUCUGUAAUUGCCAUAUCAGAGCAUGGAGCUCGUGGCAGUGUCUAUGAUGAGGCUAGGGCUGUUGUCAAGAAAAACAAAGCCACACCAGAAGAAGUUGAAGUGCAAAUAAAUCAAUACCACAAAGAUGGGUUACCACAAGACAAGAGAUUUAAUGGCAGGAAAGCUCUAUCCGAGGCUUCUAUUAUCGUGAGGAAGCAUACACCACUAACUAAUCUGCUUAUGUGCCUCUGGUUUAGUGAAGUGGUUCGGUUCACUUCUAGGGAUCAGCUUAGUUUCCCAUAUGUUCUAUGGCGGUUGAAAGCAUUUCAAAACGUCAAUAUGUUUCCAGUUUGUACCCGCAAAGAUCUUGUCAACAGCAUGGGCCACUUGCGCAAGGUCAAGCCUUUGCAAAGUUGAUUCUACGUAAAUUGGAAGAGAAGCGAUGCGUUGCUUCAAUUAUCAAUUCGAAACCCGUUCUUAAGAUUUCAUUUCUUUGAUUUCAUUAGCCAUAUGAGUUAGAUAUUUGUAUUGAACUAGAUGUUACCCACUGCGGUAAUGCAGGGGGAAGAGCAUUCUUUUUUCUUUAUUCUUCCUUUUUUGUUUUGGCGAAACAUGUCUUCUUUAGGCUAAUUGGAUUUGUACAGUGUUAUGAAUUUAACUUACAUAUAAAAAUUGAGUGGACGAGAGUAAAGGAUUAAGCAU
Messenger RNA from Neltuma alba, 1839 nucleotides. RefSeq lists its product as uncharacterized. The record is from RefSeq and is a predicted model, not a curated record. The coding region runs from base 100 to 1554 and encodes 484 amino acids. The transcript is spliced from 6 exons. Lineage: Eukaryota; Viridiplantae; Streptophyta; Magnoliopsida; Fabales; Fabaceae.